CCGAUUACCUGCAUCAUACCACGCGCCUUCUCUACCGACUUCGUUGCCCACAUCCUCACGACCACCACCGCCGUCACCAUCACGACCUGGAGUCGGACAUCUCGUGACCCGAGUAUUUUCGUGGGCUUCUACCCUCCGUCCACCUUCUAUUCGCUGUUUAGUCCUGAAGUCAUUCUUCCGUGUGGCCCAAUGCUGCGACCUACCGCGCAAGCAUGCCGGCAAUGCCACUGCUCUUCCGGCGCAAAAGUGUCCGCGAAUUGGCCCGUGAUCCUGUGAACAGCGACUCUACCCGGAAUCGAUCUGCUCAUCAACGUCCUCCUACUGCCGCUGCCGUCAACACCAACAAAGACCGUCUUGCGCCUGACCGUUCGGCAUCGCCUCCACGACCAGUCAGUGAAAAUGGUUACGCUGCCUUUGGCUCACCUCGGGCGCACAAUCUACACCCCGACGACGCCUCUGGAAGGCCCAAGUCGAGACGUUUCAGCAUAAUGAAAUUCCGAAAUUUCUCGGAAUCCAACUUGCAUGCACGCUUAGAAGACGAUCCGCCGCCGCCAAUGCCCACCCUCAGCCGAGACGAGAGUCCGGUACCCGCGAUCAUCAGAAGCGCUCCCACCAUGGAUGGGGUCAAUCGUAUAGGGAGACCAGAGCUGGAGCAGGACUCGGGAUCAAUACAAGAGGAUCGACAGGCGCGAGGAUCGCGGUUUAAGAGAGCGUCUGCUCAUGCGCCAGCGUAUCAAGGACGUGGGAUGAGGAAUUCAAUGGAAGAAAAGAGAUCGGAAAAGACAAGCAAGCCCCUGUCGUUACGGUGGAGGAAACAGGGCAAGAGUGGGCUUGAAGAUCUACAUCGCUAUUCAACCAUGAACCUGCGCGCCAGCCAGCAUCUUGCGCCUCCCGUGUAUGGUGAUGAGUCGGACUCCCUGCCCGCCGUUCCAGUGAUGCAUCUGGCAACAGAACCCCGUUUCUCCGAGUCUUCUCGCUCUGAUGGGAGCUCGGCAGACAUUUACGCGUCGACCACCACGACCCACACCGUGUCUACUCAUACCACUUUUUUCAAGCUUUCCAAACGCAACAAAAAUCGCAACUCGCUCUUUCCAGUACCUGGGCCGUCACUGCCCAAUAAUGGACCGCCGAUGCCGACACGAGAGGGUCCUUCCACACCCCGGGCAUCUACAAGCGCACUGUCCACACAUUCAUAUACGCCCGGAACCAGUCACACCGCCGAAGAAGAACUGAAAACGAGUCCGUCGCUGCAGCGGAGACAUACGGAAGUUGGCAGCCCACGUAGAUCACGGCGGCGAUCUGCUGCUGUUCCGCCUCAUGUCGCGUUGGCGCGAGGUUCUCUGUCCUUUGCGGAGCCCGGCAUGAAUUUGUUCCGGCAACCGUCACGACGAUCACAUCAUUCCGCUACCUCGUCACCUUUGCAGCCGCCAACUCGGUUGGGCAUGCGUGAUCGUGCUUCUACCACUAGUUCGUUUGGGCGACCUUCGCAAGAUCGAGAAACUCCGCCGCCACCGAUGUCUGCCAGCGGCCGGACAUCAACCUCAACACUGAACAGAGCGAGCUUCGGUGGGUUGCUGACUCUGUCGCGGUUCCGCCAAGGAUCAGAGCCGCAUUCUCCACGGCAUGGGUCCCCAGGCGGGCUCAGCAAGACGAACUCUUUCGUCGACAGUCGGGAGGCCCUGAUAAUUCCCGAACGAGAAGAAGGUGAUACUCCCGGAAAGUAUCUCGAACGGCUGGAGGAGGCGGUAUCACGCAGCCUGAUCGCUGGCAUCUUGUCGAAAUCGGCAGAUGCUUUCGCACAAGCCGUGCUGCGAAGCUACACGCGUCGCUUCCCGUUCUUUGGAGAGCCGAUCGACAUGUCACUUCGAAAGUUCCUACUCGAAGCAGAGCUGCCAAAGGAGACUCAACAGGUUGAUCGAGUUAUUCAAGCAUUCGCAGAUCGAUAUCACGAGUGUAACCCGGGCAUCUUCGUUGCUCCCGAUCAAGCGUAUGUGAUUGCGUUCUCCAUCAUGAUGCUGCAUACCGAUGCUUUCAAUAAGAACAAUAAGCGCAAAAUGCAGAAGCAGGACUACAUCAAAAACACAUCAGGGCAGGGAGUCUCGGAUGAUAUCCUCGCUUGCUUUUAUGACAACAUCUGUUAUACUCCCUUCGUGCAUUACGACGAGGAAGAUAUUGACGUCGCGGGCGACAAAGUCUUCCCCUUCACCAACAAGCCCGGCGAGCAACGAGGAAAGCUCAAAAGUGCGAUCCCAGGCGCAGAUGGGGUCAUUAGCAAAAAGCCGGCCGGUCCGAUUGACCCAUACAACUUACUCGUUGAUCAAAAGCUUGACACACUCCGCCCGCCCAUCAAAGAGAGCAUGACCUUGGAGGAUCCGUACCACUUCACACGCACGCCGGGUGAGAUCGACAUGAACUAUCUUCAGCGGGCAUUCACACACACCGGGCAUCUUCAGAUCAUUUCUGCGCGGUCACGGCCUGCUGCUUACGAGAAUCAUCAGAACAAUCUUCAUCCCAACGAGACAGAGACACAGCAGGGAAUUGUGGAUCUCAAGAUUACCAAAGUUGGUGUUCUAUGGCGCAAAGCGGCGAAGAAGAAAAAGACACGUAGCCCGUGGUCGGAGUGGGGCGCUGUCCUCACAGGCUCCCAGCUCUAUCUGUUCAAAAAUGUCCAUUGGGCCAAGGGGCUCAUCCAUCAAUUCACAAGUCAUCAGCGAGUUGGACAGUCUCGAACGCCAGUGAUCUUCAAGCCACCGCUUUCAGACUUCAAACCUGACUCGCUUCUGAAAAUUGACCACGCCGUGGCUCUCGUCGACUCGACGUACACGCGACACAAGCAUGCGUUUACAUUUGUGAGGAUGAAUGGACAGGAAGAGGUUUUCCUGGCAGACAAUGAGUCUGAGCUCAAUGAUUGGCUUGGCUUGAUCAAUUACGCUGCAGCGUUCCGUGCCGCCGGUGUGCGCAUUCGCGGUAUGAUAGGCAACAACGAUGACGAUGCGCGAUCCAAGGCCGCUCAACAAUUGAGUGAAAGACAGGCCGAAGAAACCGACGGAGACAAGCAAGCAGAGGCGAGCGCUGCGCUCAGUGAGUCGAUUGUCACGUUGAAUCGCGGAUUGAGCCCACAAUUGCAACGUCAAGUGAUGGCAGCUCGGAGACAAAUUAUUGUUCAAAAAAUGAGCGAGAUCGAGGCGGAACUCGGGGACGCCAAUCAGCGUCUUGAUGGACUACUACGCAAUGGUCGUCAUCUACUCGUCCUGGCUCCUAUUCCACCCAAAAGCCGCGAGGAUGUCGUUCACGCAGCUGCUCAGACAGACGCGAGUCUUACGUGGCUGCGACGGGACAUCUGGCGACUCAAGGCGCAGAUGGAAUUCCUAUCGCUCGAUCUCAAGCUAGACCGCGUUGAUGAGAAGGGCGAUGCCGAGGCCGUGGAUGCCGUUUCACGAUCGAAUACGCUACAAAGGCAGCAGCUGCAGCGAAGCGCAAACGAGCCUGUCUCAACGAGGGUCUUGGAAACGAGUGAGAUCAGCGCAGGUACUCGGGGUCCAUAUGACACGCAGCUCUCGCGCCAGCUUUCGGUGCAGACGAGCGAUCUACGCGCAGAAAGGCCGACACUAGUACCUCGUUUCAGCUCCUUCCAAGACGGUGCCAGUCUUGGCAAGAGCCCACAAUCGCUUCAAUCGCUUUCUGCGGCUUCUCGGAGCACCUCCAUUGACGACUGGAUGACAUCUGAUGUCUUCCGAACACCUUCGGAGUCAACGCUGACGACUCCCACUCGGGAUGGUAUCUGGCAACUGCCGCCACUUAACCUUGAGUCAGACAGCCUGUUUGAGCACCAAAAACGGCCAUCAAUCGCCAGUACAACUCAGCAGUCGGUGUCCUCCUACGGGCCGGCCAAUGCAGGAACCAAGGCAAAGCCCACCGCGCCUUCGAUCACUCGCACUUUGUCUCGCAUUUCCACAGACGUGACGACCAGCCCUCAGAGCAUCCGUCCCACUAUCUCAAGCUUCGAAGCCAAGGAGGUGGAGCGGCUUGCUCGUGCGGCUCUUUCGCCCGAAUCGACGCCGCCACCCUCCAUCAAUCAGACGGCCAUGGCAGGUGUCUCACCCGCCGACACCUUGACCAACUCAAGUGCGAGUCGGCCACAACAUCAAAGUAGGCUGUCCACAGGUGGAGCUGUCCGCCGCAGUCUCCACAAGACCCUUCGCGAUUCACAUGUCCACAACAGCGCGCACAAGCAUCGCCGUGGGCGUGACAGCGACAGUACCCUUCGCUCUGUUGUGCCUGGGAGCAACGCUAGCGUUACCGCUGGCUCGGACGACAAAGAAGGCGAUGCCGAAAGCGAUGCCACUGUCGCCGCUGCACAGGCUGCACAGGCUGCUGCACAGGCUACCCCUGGACUCACCCGCGACAAACCUCGCUUCAUCCUGCACGGCAAACAAGCGUCUGUUGUGCAAUUCGGUGGCGAUUGGGAGCGCAUGCGCCUGCGGCGCGAGGCAUAUGGUCGAGAACACGAUCGCGAAUCACUUACAUCGUCCAAUGCCGCUGCUGCGGCCGCUGUCGCCGCCACAGAGGGCAAAGAGCACGAUGGCCGUGCGGGAUCCCUGAGCGUCAGAGGCAGUUUCUAUGACGAAGGAUCAGAUGACGGAGCGAGGUCCGACGGCUUUAGAGAAGACGCCGAGGUCGCCGCAACGUUUGCCUCUACUGCCAUGGCGAUGAAAGCCGACGAAGACGCAAACGAGGAGCAAUACUUUGAUUCAUUGACCGGCUCGCCCACUGAAAGCAAUGCUGCCGCACGGAAGCGGCAGACCGUGCUCGGCCCUGUGCUUUCGCAACAGUUUCGAUCCGCCACCACGACAUCACGCAGCUCGCCACAGGAAGAGGAAUCCCCUGCUGAAUCCGACUCCGACUCCGAUGCUGACGACGGCCUGACCGCGAAUCGUCCCCGAACGGCAUCGUCGUCCGUCCAUCCUCAGCACCUCACGACCGGCACGUCAACCGCUGCGCCACAUCGGUUCGCGCAGCACAGCGAGGAUGGCAGAAACAGCGACGAAGACAGCGACGAAGACGACGAUGACGAUGACGAUGAACAAGCCAUGAUGACCCCCAUCGAUGACAUGGAGCUUUGGCGCCUCAGCCAGAUCUAGUCCUUCCUGAACCCACCUUUUCCAUCCUCAAUCCACAUCCCACAACGCCUUCCAAUCCCCACCACCUUCUUCCCUCAUCACACCCUGGACUCCUCGUCGGGAGCUGUAUGUGUAAAUAGAGUUUGCUAUGACUUCAACUGUAUAGAAAGGGCAAAAGCGCUUUUCGUGUGACGACACUUUCAGCUUGGCUAUGUUUCCCAUUGACGUGGUUCAUGCGCAAGGGUACAGGACAUCGUUUCAUAGGAGUCCUCGCGUUUGUCUCGCUCUCGCCCGGCAAUAAGAGUCUAGACCGGCAGAGCGUGUCACCAGUUCCGGCAACGGCUGUUCAUGAGAAACGACAUCGUGCUGAGGUUUCCCGUAUCACUUUGCUGUCUAGCGGAAGGAAUCUCAAUACAUCACUUCCCCUC
Dissoconium aciculare CBS 342.82 is the source of this 5548-nucleotide messenger RNA. RefSeq lists its product as uncharacterized. NCBI's taxonomy places the organism in Eukaryota, Fungi, Ascomycota, Dothideomycetes, Mycosphaerellales, Dissoconiaceae. The transcript has a single exon. Gene Ontology annotation, biological process: regulation of ARF protein signal transduction. The coding region runs from base 213 to 5141 and encodes 1642 amino acids. Gene Ontology annotation, molecular function: guanyl-nucleotide exchange factor activity. The record is from RefSeq and is a predicted model, not a curated record.